CGGAAGCUGUCGCCGGCUGGCAGCCGGCCGGCGGCUCUGUCCGCUUUGGAGUUGUGAAGUGAAGUAUCCUGGGCUGCCGGAGCUUGCUGUGGCUGCUGGCCGCGGCGGUCGGAAGGAACCCCCAAUGAGUUCGUUCCCAGGGGCGCAGUCUGGGCACGCGUCCCCCGGCGACCCGAUCUGCCCGCUACUGCUUCGGAGUUCGUAAGUGUCCGUGGGCCGCGCGGGGCAGCGAAGAGACUCACCGCCUGGGCCAUGAUGAAGGCCAUCAAAGUUUUCCUCAUCUCAUUUGGAAGAGGCUAGUUGAUGGGUUCUGUGGACAGAAGCAAGCAGGAGAAGCAGGGCUUUCUCUGUCGCUUUGCAGUGCCCGUAGUAUCGAGGGUCCAGAGUUCACUCAGUAGCAUCCGGACUUGUUCUUUUCUCGGACAGUUCACGCUCUCAUCAAAAUAAAACAGAAGGCUGUCAUCUGUAGAAACCCACCGGUCCACGAAAGCUAUGAAGGCACAAACAGUGUCCCCUACCCAGGGGAAUAUCCCCGAGUCCAGUUAUGUCUACAGCAAUCUAUGGAGUAGCCGGAAGCUAAUGGUUGUAGGAGUCUUGCUGGGCUGGCUACUGGUCAUCCACCUUCUGGUCAACGUGUGGCUUCUGAUCCUUCUGUGUGCAUCGUUGGUAGUGCUGGGAGGAUGGCUGGGCUCCACUGCCAUUGUAGGGGCUUCAGGUCAAUUGCACCUGGAACGAUUCAUUUCAAUUACCACCUGCCCUCCAUGUCCCGAGGCAGAAAGGCAUCUGGAACAGGAGAUUAACUGCACCAUCCAGAUGAUUAUCCGAGACUUCGUGCUAUCCUGGUAUCGUUCUGUGAGCCAUGAGAAGACAUUCGAGGCGGAGAUGGAGGCAGCCAUGAAAGGGUUGGUUCAGGAGCUUCGAAGGCGGAUGAGCAUAGUGGACAGCCAUGCUCUUACCCAGAGGGUUCUGACUCUCUGUGGCUAUCACCUGCAAAGCUAUAUUCAGGCGAAGGAGGCUACUGCAAAGGAGCAGAGCUGUCCAGUUGAGCCCUCCCAGCUGUGGGAUGCUUACUGCCAGGUUACAACUCCCCAUCCUGCCAUGAGCUGUCCCACCACUGAGGUCACUUACGCACGUGGCAUUGUGAAUUUGAUACUAAAAGAGUUAGUGCCCAAGCCCCACCUGGAGACUAGAACCGGACGCCAUGUUGUAGUCGAACUCAUUACUUGCAAUGUAAUCUUACCACUGAUCAGCAAGCUAUCAGAUCCUGACUGGAUCCACCUUAUACUUCCAGAUAUCCGAGGCCCCUUGUUCUUGUGUGAAGACCCAGAACUGGAGUCACCACUGUCUGAACUGGGCAAAGAAACCAUCAUGCUGAUGACCCCAGGCAACUUCCUUUCGCACAGGAUUCAGGAUGCUCUGUGUGCCCUAGACGAUUCCCAGGCUCUGGAGCCUAGGGAUGGCGAGGGAUCUGAGUGCAUGGAAGGAGCAGAAGCUGAGGAGGCUCCAGGAGCAGAGACAGAGGCAGGCACGCUGGUCUCCAUGCUUAAUUGCCCAGAGAUCCAGAUUGACCCAGCAGACAAGGAGGCGGAGCAAGGAGAUGAUGUGUCUCUUACAACGUUGCUGGAAGAACCAGAAAAACCCUGUCUCCAGCGACCUUCGUGCUUAGACAAAGGUCUCGACAGUGGUGCGUGCUCCCUUGAGCCUGCUGUGCCUCCACUGUCACUUUCUUCCUCUCCCCCUGGUCCUCUCAGCUCAGCCACCUUCAGCUUUGAGUCCCUGAGCAGUCCUGAUGGCCCAGUUGUCAUCCAGAACCUUCGAAUCACUGGCACCAUCACUGCCCGAGAGCACAGUGGGACUGGAUUCCACCCGUACACGCUGUACACCGUGAAGGUAACAGGCUGACGGCUGUGGUCGCUCACUCUGCGGAUGGGGUUUAGAAAUGGAGUCCGUAAACAGAAUGUCGGAAGGGCAGAUAAGAGUGUCCCAUGUUAAUUAAAUAAACGUGUGAGUGAUUUGUAGCUCCUUUCAAAGCCAGGGUCAGCU
Rattus rattus (black rat) is the source of this 2043-nucleotide messenger RNA. Its product is annotated as sorting nexin-19-like. The transcript has 2 exons. Gene Ontology annotation, molecular function: phosphatidylinositol binding. Gene Ontology annotation, cellular component: intracellular membrane-bounded organelle; early endosome membrane. The record is from RefSeq and is a predicted model, not a curated record. Lineage: Eukaryota; Metazoa; Chordata; Mammalia; Rodentia; Muridae. The coding region runs from base 493 to 1902 and encodes 469 amino acids.